AUGGCAAGUUCGCAGCAUGGGCAAGGCAAGCAUCGGCACGGGCAUCAUCAGCACUUUAGAGACCAUAGACACGGUCCCUCUCCGCACGAGCGGCCUCAUUGGGAGGGGCAGCAUGUGCCUCUUGGCCCCGUCUUCGAUUCGCUGCCCUAUCGAGUCCAACAAGGUGAUAUACAGAUGCCCGACGGCCGGCUGACCAAGUCUUCGUCUCAUCGAAGCCGUCAACCGUCUGAGGAUAUGCGCGUUCGCGAGCGACCGUCCCAGUCCCAGGCUGUGGCUGCCCGCGCCUCGGGCACCGUCUCGCAUCGGAGGGGCAACGACAAAACCAAAAUCAGGGACAACCGUGAACACAACGAGCGUCGCCCGAGACCAAGAUCCAGGUCAACCUCAACUUCAUCGUCGAGAUCAACGUCGAGAUCAACGUCUAGGUCAACUUCAAGGUCGACAUCGUCGCAGUCAAGAUCGAGGUCGAGGUCGAGUUCAGCGAGUCGCAGUCGCAGUCGCAGUCGUAGCCACAGUCGUAGUGCAUCGGGAUUGGCGACACCGAAAUCGGCCCACGCGACUGAACCUCGCCGGCAUCACCGCCGCAAGAGGGAAACAGAGCAGGUCAUAUAUGAGGUUGACCAUGAUAACAAAACGAGAUACGUUGAGUCGGUACGCCAGGGCAAGACUCCCUCUCGGGCAAGACAUAGGCAUCAAUCGGAUUCGCGAAGUAGCUCUCAAAGACGGCAUCAUCGGCGCGAUCGUCGAAAUGAUGCCCCUCCACCUUCGUCUUCUAAGCGGUAUGUGGACUCGAGGCCCAUCAUGCUCGGUUUAAAGAAGUUCUACGAGUCCGAUUAUAUCAUUCCCGAAAAGGUUCCCCUACAGCGAUCUCAGACCACAUCAGGUUCCCAUGUGACUUCGUCUCAUAGCAUGAGCUCUUCGUCUAAACGUUCCAGCCUUCUUGGCAGUUUCUUUAGCUCAGCAAGCCGUCCGCAUCACACUGAAAAAUCUGACAAGAUGGUCGAAUGUCUCAUCUGUAUGGAGGAGAUGCCUUCCCACAAGACGGCGAAACUUAAAUGUGAACACCGGAUGUGCAAUCAUUGCUUGAAGCGAAGUUUCAGAUUAUCUAUCAAAGACCCCCAGUCUAUGCCCCCAAAGUGUUGCGGGGAGGACCAUAUCCCGUUGAAGCAUGUCGAUCGUCUCUUCGAUACCAACUUCAAGAGGAUGUGGAACCAGAAAUUUGCCGAGUACUCGACUCGAAAUCGUAUUUACUGCCCGGGAAAACGGUGCGGAGAAUGGGUCAAGCCCGAGAGAAUUAAGAAGACCCCAGAUGGCCGCAAAGCCACCUGUGGUAAUUGCAGACUUGAGAUUUGUGUACUUUGCAACGGCAAAUGGCAUGGAAGGAAGCCGUGCCCCAGGGACGAAGAGACGAUCCGGAUCCUCCAAAAGGCCAAGGAAGAGGGUUGGCAGCGUUGCUACAACUGCAGACAACUGGUCGAGUUGAAAGAGGGGUGCAACCACAUGACUUGUCGCUGCGGGGCCGAGUUUUGCAUGAUUUGUGGUUUGAAAUGGAAAUCGUGCGAAUGCCCCUGGUUUAAUUACGAUGCCGUCGAGCAAGACAGACUCGAACAUGUGCAGGUGCCAAUGCAGGUUCGAACGGACCGGGACCGCCUGGGAAGAGGAGCCCCAGAGGCUUUUCGAGACUUCCGAGCGGCAGCUCCAUCGGGACAAAAUCUUCGAGCGCGACCUCAGAACUACGAAGAAGAAAUAUCGAUGCGCCGAAUUCAGGAGCAGCAUGACGAAAAUCUCGCUCGAAGAAUGCAGUACGGCGACUUGAGCGACGGCGACGAUUAUGCUGGUGGCAUCGGUGACGUUGUCGGCAUCGGCAACUCAGCGGGCCACUUCAUGAAUGACAGCUACCGACGGCCACCGCAGACUUAUAUCUCACCACCAGAGCCUCCACCUCCACCACCACCACUACCACCGGCUUUCGAAAGGGCCAACACGACGGACUACGUUUCGGGCGUGAAUAGGGCACGAGGAGUACGAGGCUCGUCGGUGGAGCGACGCGUACGCGGGUCAUCCAUGGAACGACGUUUGGCCGACAGGUUCUCAGAACAGCGUCAAGGCACAAGUCCAACCCAUCGGGCUUUUCAUCCACACCAACACCCACCACCACCACCACCUCCUCCUCCUCCUCUACCUUCUGCCCCUCAUAUGGCAAGGGGACCAGCAGCAGCAACAGCGCCACCGCACGUGUCGUUGCCUAGGAGGCACACGAUGGAGGAUGACAUAUAUAACAGCCCAAGAGCCAUGCGACCCUCGGACAGAGCCGUGCCACGAAGGGUUCAAACCGAGUAUAUGGUUGAUGAUCCAGUACACUCCCCUUCAAUGCGGAGACGGCAUCAGGAGCGACCGCCAGAACCGCCCAAGGAUUCGGUGCUCGCUGGUUUAGUGGGCCAGGGCCGCGGGAUGAACCGCGUAUUUGAAUGGAGGACUCAUAGAACAAUGCUCCUCCUCCACCAAGUGGGCAGCGUCAAGAUCGGUGAAGUGAUCCGGUACACUGUGACAUACACUCCCUCGGCCGACCGCAUCCUCCCAUCGCCCGAAAUCCUGCACCUGCGCAUUCGCAAUACAUCCGCCGUUGCCCUCCGCGCCGCCUUUGUCCACGGCCCCUACUCGCUCGACGUGGCCGCGUACCCAGCACAUUUUGACCCGAACCAGAAAUUCGAAAACCCGCACCGUUAUGGCGUCCCCGAGUUCGAGCCCAUGCUCAAGGCGGGCGGCACCUGGACCUGCAAGCUUAUAGUCCCCGAUGAUAUACGUCAGAGCGCAGGGCUGGGCGUGUCGCGGAGUGAUUUCGGGGCCACACAAGAAGACGGAGAGGCGAGCGCGAAAUGGGUCAUCGAGGUCGCCAGCCAGGUCAUAUUCUCAAGCUCGGCUUCCGUCGGGUAUGAGAUCCUGCUUGCCAGGGAUGAGAAGAGCUUCAAUCUGGGCACCACACUCGUCAUAGGGGGCCAGGCACAAGUUCCUCAGCCAGGAAAAGUCAGCGACCAUCAGCAGAGUGUGGGUGCCAAGGACGGGCACCACUCGGCCCAGCCGAGGGGAGUGUUUUCGAGGGCUGUCAAGCUCAAGGUCGAAGAUACGGCCAGUCUAUGGAAUACGCCUCGGCUGCCGGGCUGGGAUGACUGGGAUCAUGGAAGAUCGCAGGAGGUGGCCACGAGGAGCGUCACGCGGUCCAAGAGCGCCAGCAGUCGGAAAAACAAAGAUGGAGAGAGCGACAAGAAGAAGACGAAGACGAAGAGGCAAAAGGUGCACUUGGUCGUGCUGACACAUGGAUUGCAUAGUAAUCUAGGUGCUGAUAUGCUCUAUUUGAAGCAGAGCAUCGAUGCCACUGUACGGCAGGCCAAGAUUGAUGCCAAAGUGCGGAGGGCUCGGGAGAAGGCCGAACGGGAUGUGAGGCGGAAAGGCGGCGCACCUGAGACGACCCCAGUCCAAGAAUCAGCCACAGCCGAUGCAAGUUCCUCUCAGGAUGCAGAGGAGGAACAGGAGGAACAGGAGGAACAGGAGGAAGAAGUGGAAGAGUAUGACGAUGAGGAGGUCAUAGUGCGCGGCUUCUCGGGGAAUACGACUCGAACGGAAAGGGGCAUCAAGUUCUUAGGCAAGCGGCUAGCCCGUUUUAUUUUGUCCUUGACCUACCCGGACCAGCCUUUUCUCCCCUCCGUGAAGACGACAGCCGAGAGCAUCGCCACCGUUUUCGCAUCAGAAACAAAAUCCCCAGACGGGAAAUUCGCUCACAAGCACAGUACGAUUCACCAUGGCGAUCAUGAAGAGGAUCGGGCGUAUCAGAUCACUAGCAUCAGCUUUAUCGGCCACUCGCUGGGCGGGCUGGUACAAAUGUACGCGAUUGCAUAUAUACAGAAGCACUCGCCCCAAUUCUUCGACAUGAUUAAGCCCAUCAAUUUCAUUACUUUGGCAUCGCCUUUACUGGGGUUGAGCAAUGAGAACCCUCUUUACGUCAAGUUUGCUUUGGAUUUUGGCCUCGUUGGAAGGACCGGGCAGGAUCUGGGACUCACCUGGAGGGCGCCAACUAUCGCCAGGAGUGGCUGGAGCGCCAUUGUUGGCACGCUUGGAGAAAGUGCACAUAAGAAGGUCAUGGGGGAGGUUCAACCCGAGUCCAAACCUUUACUUCGGAUUCUGCCCACAGGUCCGGCUCACGUGGCGCUCAAAAAGUUCCGCAAUCGAACAGUAUAUUCGAACGUGGUCAAUGACGGCAUUGUGCCACUACGCACAAGUUGUCUCUUAUUCCUGGAUUGGCAGGGCCUAGGACGGGUGGAGAAGGCUCGUCGAGAAGCUGGUCUGGUUGAGAGCGUUAUUGGCUUUGGGUGGGCUGAGCUUACGGGCGCCAACGUCACGUCGCCCCGGAGGUUACCUUGGACUUCGGAAGGAACAGGAGCACUGCCGGUACCGACUGUCUCGCCUGAGACAGAGAUGGAGCAGGAGGACGCUCGGGCGGUACCGCAGCCCCCUAUUGAUGCAACUGAGCAGGAUGAGAGGCAGAGUAUAAAUCUGGCAAGCCCUUAUCAAGAGGACGACCAGCUUCACAAUUCGGAAACUGACAAUGACGGUCCGUUUUCUGGGUUUUGGAACUUCUUCAAAUCUGGCGAUUCGCAAAAAAGCCCUAGCCAGAGUGCCGCGAAACCAGUUCCGCCACCACCACGGUCCCCUCGACAGAGCGUGCCUAAGCAGACCAAAAUCUACCAACGGAGCCAAACGCUGAAGGUAGAUGACGGGAUUUCGAGCUCGGCUUCUUCCAGCAAAUCCAAAGUGACGUCUGGACAUGAGUUGAGCGAUGAUCAAACAACGGGGGUGUCUGCUCCUCCCAGGACAACUUUCUUCGAAUCGGCGGGCGAUUUAUUAAAUCCCAAGUUGCCAACAGUGGAUUACCUUAUUGACCCGACGCACCGGCCUCGAACCAUCUUCCAUGACCGCAUCUACCAGCCGUCUGACAUCCCACCACCUCCCCUCAAGAAACGACCUGUCGGGUCCCUUGCCAAUCGUCGAAGGUCUUUCGGACGCCAGGGCUCGGGUGCCUUGUCGCUCAAAUCAAUGAAGCGCGAGACGGCCCAGAGUGGCUCUUCGUCGCCAUACCCUGGCGUCAUGCACGAGGACUCAGGCCUCUCGACAAAGGACUAUGAUGACCCGGUCAACACGAACCCGGAUCGGGACCCCAGUGAAAUUGUGGACAGCUCCACCAUGCGUGUCGAGGAGAAGAUUGCGCGAGCCUACCAUAAGGGGCUAAGCUGGCGCAAGGUUCUGGUGAAGCUCGAGCCGGACGCGCACAACAACAUCAUCGUGCGGCGCAUGUUUGCCAACGCACACGGCGAUGCUGCCGCGGCGAGGAAACCCGACGAUGACGAAUCGACCAAAGAGCGCGCAAAGGCCAUGAACGAGCCGCCUGAUGCGACAGGCGCUGAGACAACGACGCAAGAUCACUCAGAACACCAGCCGAUGAACGCUCGCUCGCCUUCCGCCAUCGAUGGGCAAAAGGGGGACAAAGAGCAUCACCUUAGUUUGCCUGCCGCUCUUAAACCAUUGCCGUCAGACCAGGCGAGAAGCGAGACGCCUAUCGAGACGAGGGAGGCGCGAGAAGCCGAAGACGCCGUGCCAGAGCUCCCCGAGACUGCACCCACGCUCCGCCACAGCUCCUACGAACAAGCGUCGCACUCGUCGGGAUCGUCGCCGCCGCGGCCGAGCUACGAUAGGCUCGACUCGGUCACGUGGAGCGACCGCGACUGGGCCGAUAGCGGGGAUGACAGCGACGGCGACGCGGAUCUGGCUUACGGGGGGGGCCCCGGAGAAAGUCGCAUGAGGAUAAGGGGAAGGAGGUUCCGCAGAGGACGGGGAGCCCCGUUUGGAACUGGACUGAAAAGAUUAUACAAAAAGCAUUUACGUCAGGGUAUAUGA
This is a messenger RNA of Pseudomassariella vexata, 5946 nucleotides long. RefSeq lists its product as uncharacterized. The transcript has 8 exons. The record is from RefSeq and is a predicted model, not a curated record. Gene Ontology annotation, molecular function: monoacylglycerol lipase activity; zinc ion binding. The coding region runs from base 1 to 5946 and encodes 1981 amino acids. NCBI's taxonomy places the organism in Eukaryota, Fungi, Ascomycota, Sordariomycetes, Amphisphaeriales, Pseudomassariaceae.